Molecule: messenger RNA, 1717 nt
Organism: Somion occarium
Lineage: Eukaryota; Fungi; Basidiomycota; Agaricomycetes; Polyporales; Cerrenaceae
Source: the annotation of a GenBank genome assembly
AGCUAACGUCCUCCAUUAAUCUGUGUUGCGUACACAUAUGGCGUAUCCACAUAAAACCACACCCAACACUAAUGGUAAUCAACUAAUACUAGGACCAGAAAUUCUUAGUCGAGUCUUUCAAUGCCUCAGCAGGAUAAGCAUCCAAAGAUGCUCUCUGGCAUGUCGCGAGUGGCAUACCAUAGCACGUCCGGUGGUCUUCCGAAAAAUAAUUAUCAAAAACGAGAAGAAGUACUUACGCGUUAACAACCUUCUUGAAGAGCAGCCAGAGGUCUGUAGUUGGAUCAAAGAGUUAUGCUUCGACAAUAUGCUGGAUGACUCGGACAGCGCCGCCAUAUCCACCCCAGAGUGGGUAUAUGCGUUUGCUACACAAUUAGCUCCCAAAAUGAAGAGAUUGGAGUGCCUCGAGUUUGUUGGACUUGAAGAACUCGAAAGAGAUAGAGUCUUCCCCUUCAUCACUGGAUUACAGGUUCUGUCUUCGAUACGUACUCUGCGCUUCGUCGACUGCGCGCUCUCUAGCAAUUGCUUGCUCGCCGUAGCGUGUUCAUUUUCGAACCUUGUUACUCUUUCCAUUAUCCAGCCUUCCAUAUUUUUUGACACCGACAGCACUCCGCGUCCCGCGCUUCCUAAACAUCACCAGCUUCGCCUAACCGCCUUCAAAUACCACGACUAUGAUGAUAGAAUAGACGACGAGGACAAAAACCUAUUGAAGUCAUUACUCGCGGAGCUCCAUUCUUCUGGUUCCCUGCAAACCUUGCGGUGUCUUGAUUUCGAUAUCAAGGACCGCUUAACGUUACCACAGGUCGGCAGGCUGCUGCAAGAGGUCGGACCUUCUUUUGAAGACUUUACUCUGAAGCUCCCGAUGUCACUCAAAAUUUGGGGUAAGGAUCGAGGACAAGCAGAAUUCAAGAGACACCUGAACUUCUCCUCAAUGAAGAGCUUGCGUUCGCUUCGAUUUGAAGACAUCAAACACCCUGUAACCCUAGAUCUCCUCAAGACACUUCCCAAGCCUAUCGAACUUCGUCGACUUACCUUCGGAAUCGAGUUCAACCACGUAGCGUCUCUUCGUAAUAAAGAUUACGCUCAGCUGGACGAAUUCCUUUCCAGCGAACAUUUCUCCAGUAUGACCGAGGUCUGGUUCGACUACAAAGGUGUUCUUGACGACAACACCGUUAGGAAGAAGGUCGGACGUGCUUUCAAAGGCCUGGAUAAGAGGGGCAUGCUGGGAGUAUCCAAAGUUGUGCGAGAGUAUUCAUAUGUUUUGGGGCUUUUAUCGGGUUUGGGUACAGACGACGAAACGUGAUGUUUUCCACGUCUGUAGCGUUUGGAUGUUUCUUGUGAUACAGCCUCGCUGCUUCGUCGCACCAAUACCAUGCAUAUAGUCACCGAGUUGUUGGCAAUCCUCAAUCACCGUACCCACGGGACACUUCCAAAUUAUUAUCUGUGUUCUCUUCGGUGUUACUGAUAUCUCAUUCUUUCGGCGACAGUUCGUUCACGACAUCGUCUUUUUAUUUUAUUUUAGCUAUGGCAUUGGCAGACAAGCGGCAUUUCAAGAGUGAUGCGUUGGUACAAUUGUUACUCGAUCACGUUGAAACCAUCAGGAUGCUGAUUUUGAUGAUGUUGGCUUCAUCUUCUGGAUGAAUUUGAAGACCUGUAUGCACCACACGAUCAGCUAGAGUAGAUAUCUCCCCUGUAGACGUGUCUUACUUUUAUCAGCGUU